This is a messenger RNA of Cinara cedri, 4241 nucleotides long. The record is from the annotation of a GenBank genome assembly. Lineage: Eukaryota; Metazoa; Arthropoda; Insecta; Hemiptera; Aphididae.
CCUGCAUAUCUUAAUUCAUGACACCGAUUUAUUGUGAUCUCUUAUCAAGUUUAUUUUACUCGGAUGUAGAUAUUUUUAUUUUUUUUUUUGUAAUAUUGGCGCCAAAAUGCAAUCAUUUAUUUUAACCUAAAAGGCUAAAACUAAUUAUUUAUUUAAACAACAAAGAUUAAAUUUAAACAUAUCGAAAAGAAUUAUUUUUCAGUUCAUCGUAAUUUCAUUUAAACAUUCAUAUUAUUUAGUAAUUGUUUACUUAUUUGUGUUUUACUUUCUAUCAACAUUCAAAACGAAUCAACACCAUACAAAAUGAUGAAAUCAAAACCAAAUUUGCCAUGGUAAUCUGCACAUUUUUUGUAUGAUUAUUUUAUUUUAUAUAUCAGAUACAAUUGAUACUAUUAUAUUAUACCUAUAUAGUUAUUAUAUAUACAUAUUAACUGAGCCAUAUGUAAUUACAGGGUAGAAAAAUAUCGACCAAAUACUUUAGAAGAUUUAAUUUCACAUGAAGAUAUCAUUCAAACAAGUAAAAACUAGAUGGUGACAUUCAUUACAUAAAUAAAUAAUUCUUUAUUUUUGCUUCUAGUUGGUAAAUACAUUAAAGAAGAUCAGUUACCUCAUCUACUAUUUUAUGGACCUCCGGGAACUGGAAAAACUAGUACAAUAUUAGCAUGUGCCAAACAAUUGUAUACACCAGCACAAUUUCGUUCAAUGGUUUGUAAUAAUCUUAAUACAUAUACAUUAAAUGUCAUGAAUCUGUGUGCCUAUAAUAUAAUUUAUUUGAUGCUAAUUUGGUAUGUGCAUUGCAUACGUCGUAGACUUCGGUAUUUUCAUAUUCAUGUAAUUUGACCGAUUAAUGUUAAGUGAAUUAUAUUUUUAUUUUAUUGUUGAUUCUUGUUUUGCGUGUCUCAACAAGGUGGGAAAUAGGUUAGGACUGUCUUUACAGUAAAGAGUGAUCAAGAUGGGACUGCAAAUAAUUAUGAGUAACCCCUCAUGUUAUUUAACAAUUUAAUUUUCUCCUUGUACUAUAAUGUCAAUGCUUUAAAUACUUUAGGCUCCUGUAUUCAUAUUGAUAUAAUAAUAAUAUUUAUUGCUUCAUUAAUAUUUACAAAUUAAGAUUAAAUGUACUAUAGUUCUAAAAUAAUUUAAACAAUAUAUAAUUAAACAGUGACCCCCCCCCCAAAAAAAAAAGCCAAACUUAUGUUUGGGGUCAAUGAGUUCAAACAAUCAACAAUUGUAACUUAUUAUAAAUUAAAGUUAACUACAUACUAAUUAAAUGACUGCUAUAAAUUACGGUUAUUUGAAAUUUAAGGUAUACAAAUAUAACCAACACUGCUUUCAUUUUGAAUCUAGUUAUAUCCAUAUUUAACUUUCUACAUUAAUCGAUUCUUACAUUAACAGUAUUAAAUUUCCCAAAUAUCUUAUUAACUUUUAUAUAAUUUAAAUUACUUAAAGUUUUCAGGUGUGUAUUGUAAGCAUGAUGUGGUUUAAAAAUGUCCACAUCAGUUUUAAAUAAAUUCAAGAUUAUUUUUUAUAAUAAAAGACUUUUAAACUUAAUACUAUAAAAUCACCAAAAAAAUUAAUUGUUGGAUGCAACCUAAUUUUUUGCAAAAUUAUUUUUAUUAUUAGUAGUUUCUAAUCACACAAAAUGAGUAUUAUAUGUUCAGCUACAGACUUCUAUACCAUAACUAGCUAUUGACUGCACAAGUAAAAAAUAAACUAUUUUUUAUAACGAAGGAGACAGAUAAUGCCUUGGCUCUUUAAAAAUAUAAAAAUGUUUACGAAUUAAGACAGUAAUGAGUACCUUGAGGGACUCAAUGUUUAGUUAUUAGAACAUCACUAUAAACACCACUGAUUUUUAUUAUCUGUAAUCUAUUUGUUACGUAUAAUAUAAAUAAAUUUAAAGCUUUUCCUCUAGUAUAACAGCAUUCCAGUUUAUCAAUCAUAAUAGUAUGAUCAACAGAAUUAAAACGCCUUUAAGUCUAAAAAUAUUCCUUGUAAUUUUUUAUUAUCAUCCAAACUAGUAAGAACAGAAUUAGAAAAAGAUAUUGGUGCGGCAGUAGUAGUUCUUUGUGAUAUAAAACCAAAUUGGUUACUAGAAAAAAAUUUGUUCUUAUAUAGAAAGAUAAUAAUAUAUUUUUAAACAUUUUAAAAAAACUUUGGUGAUACAUAAGAUUAAUGAAAUUAGUCUGUAAUUGCAACAUUUUUUAUUAUUACCAUUUUUAUAUAAUUGGACAUAAAUAGUUUUUAUAAAUUAUUUUAAAUAUUUUUUCUUUUGUAUGAUAACUUAAAAAUAAUUAUCAUUUUUCAUUUAAAAUACUUGACAACUGUUUAACAAUUAAUGUUCAUAAAAGUAAGUAUUUUAUUGAAGAAUCUAUACAGAAUAAAUUAUGAACUUCUUUUAUAAUUACCACUAAAAAUAAUGUUUAAUAAUGUUAAUAUUAGUUGUUAACUAUUUCUUUUUAUGCCAAUAAAAUAUAAGGUGUUGGAGUUAAAUGCUUCAGACGACAGAGGAAUUAAUGUUGUUAGAGGUCAAAUUAUGAAUUUUGCUUCAACAAGAACAAUCUUUAAAUCUGGCUUUAAAUUAAUUAUUUUGGAUGAAGCAGACGCCAUGACCAAUGAUGCUCAAAAUGCAUUAAGAAGAAGUAAUAUAACUUAGUGAUUAAAAAUAAUAAUAGUUUAUUUUAGCUACACAGAUACAUUAAUAUUGGAUUUUUAAAAUUCAAUUACUGUUUAGUCAUAGAAAAGUAUACUGAAAAUGUUCGAUUUUGCUUAAUUUGCAAUUAUUUAAGUAAAAUUAUUCCUGCAUUACAAUCUCGAUGUACGCGGUUUCGAUUUGGUCCACUUGAUUUUAAACAAAUCAUGCCUAGACUUGAAUAUGUUGUAAAACAAGAAAAGUAUACAUUUAUUUAUUUUUUCUCUUUAUUUAUUAUUGUUUAAUAUUUGUUUGAUCCAUAGUGUGAAAGUAACAGAAGAUGGUAAAAAAGCACUGAUAGAUUUGGCACACGGUGAUAUGCGAAAAGUUCUUAAUAUAUUGCAAAGUGCUGCUACUGCAUUUUCUGAAGUGAAUGAAGAUACUGUCUACACGUGUGUUGGUCAUCCACUGAAGAGUAAUAUUAUGAAUAUUUUAAAAUGGUUAUUAAAUGAUGACUUUUCUACUACCUUUAAAAGUAAUUUAACAUUAAUGCUCAAAUAAAUCAAUACAGUAAUAACAUAACUAUUGUAUUUUCUUUUAGAAAUUCAAGAAGUUAAAAUAAAUAAAGGUUUAGCUUUACAAGACAUUUUAACAGAAUUGCACACUUUUUUAUACAGAUGUAUGUAUUAUGUAUCUAUUAAUUUAUGUUUAAUGCAUAAUUAUACAUUAUGAAAUUAUAAUUGAAUUUUAAUAAUUUUUUAAAAUUAUUUAGUGGACUUACCAUCAGAAUCUCUUAUAGAAAUAUUAACUGAAAUGGCUGAAAUUGAAGUACGCCUAAAUGGUGGUACAAGUGAAAAAAUACACCUCAGCAGUUUGAUUAGUGCAUUUCAUAUGAUCAGAUCAAAAUUGAAACCAGCUGAUGGUUAAUUUUAACCAAGAGUAAGUGUUAUUAAAAUAUUUGAAUAAUUGUUGUUCAUCUUUACAUCAUCUUUGUUACAUUAUAUAUAUAUAUAUUCAUUCAUUGCAAUUAGAAUAUAAUAAAAUAAAACAAAUAAACCAUAAUUUAUUAUAAUUUUUAUUCAAAUUAUGUACACAAAAUAAUUAAAAAAAUGUCCAUACAAAAAUUACUGAAAUAUAACAAUACAUUUGUAAAAAUUUAUGUAUAUAUUAUGUAAUAUAAACUAAAAUAAAUUGUUCAUAUUAUGUAUGAUUUCAAUAAAUAAUAAUUAUUAUUGUUAAGUAAAAGGAUAAAUUAUUCAAAUUGUUACAAUGGUUCAAUUAUUUAUUUACUGGAGGGAACACUUAACCUAAAAGCUGGCUGUUUUAUAGCUUGGAGAUCGAAUAUUGGCUAUAAUAAUUUUUUAUUUAUUAUUUGGAAAAUAGAGAUUCUUGGGCAGUUUAUCCAAAUAUAUUACUAACAAAGUUAUUGAAGCCUGAUGUAAUACUUGAGAAUAUUCCAGAGUCUUGACUUGGCUGUUUAGGUGCCAAUGCUAUUCCUUGUGGAUGAUGAUGGUGAUAGAAGUGAGGAACUGGCUGCCUGAAUGGGGUAUUAUCCUGUCUCUGAAAGUGCAUUAUAAUUUAAAUAGUAAUUCAAUUUUAUUUUUUAUUUUUUUAA